AUGGAAGGAAUUUUCUGUGGAGGGCCUAACUUCUUCGGUGAAGGAAGCGAAACUAUAUCUGGAUUUGAUGCUGGUGGAUUGUCUACUGGACGAUGCGAUUCGAUUGUGAAGGUCAUUCGAGCUUUGGAAAAUGUUAGAUUCUUGAGAUUAGAUGGCAUUUCGAUGCAGGCUCUCUAUGGUGGCACCAGCCCUUUGUUUGUCAAGUUCUCCAAAUUAACCAAGUUGGAUAUUGAAUGCCAUUGUUGCCAAUGGCGAUCUCUGCCUGUGAUGCUCGGGUGCUCGGCCGUGUUGGAAGUCCUUAAGAUUAGAAAGGUGAAAUGCGUCAGUGACGGAUCAAUUCAAUGUGAUUGUUGGGAUGAACCCAAGGAAGUUCCCGAAUGCUUGUCAAACAGUCUCGCUACAAUGUCAUUUACUGGGUUUGAAGGCAUCGAUUCUGAGAUGAAAAUGGUAAAGUAUAUCUCAAAACACGGCGCAGUGAUGAGAACAAUCGAACUAGAGUCGGCUCCUGAUCGUGUGGCCUCGAAUACUAAGUUUCAAACUCUUUGGAGGAUAUCCAUGUUCCCCAGAUUUUCUCCAACCUGCAAAAUCCAAUUUGAUGGAGUAGACGUCUCUAAGGCCUUGUGA
Molecule: messenger RNA, 624 nt
Organism: Oldenlandia corymbosa var. corymbosa
Lineage: Eukaryota; Viridiplantae; Streptophyta; Magnoliopsida; Gentianales; Rubiaceae
Source: the annotation of a GenBank genome assembly